AUGGAGAAGGUAUUGCCAUAUGAUGUUGUCCUACAGGUAUUUUGCCGAUUACCUAUUCAAUCGAUCUUUAAUUGUAAACUAGUUUGCAAAGCAUGGUUAGGUAUUCUUAAGGAUCCCUUUUUCGCACUACAGCAUGUCAUAUAUCGCCAGCUUAUUAAUGGUGGUGAUCAUUAUGCUUAUGACCACGGCUUCCUUAUGUUAAUUAUAGAUUUUUCAAUCUUCAGCGGUUUUUCACUUUGGUAUCACGAUUAUGUUAAGACUAACGAAGAGGAGGUCGGAUUGUACAUGCCACCAAUCAAGAGGAUCAGUCAUCCUACUAUUCGGAGAUACGAUCACUAUUGCUACAAAUCUAUUAUUGGUUCUUGCAAUGGUUUAAUUUGUUGUUCUUUAAGUAUUGACGGCGAUCCUAUCUAUAUUUGUAACCCUGUCACCAAAGAGUACUUGUGUCUUCCCAAAUUGAUGGAUUCUCAGGAGUACGAGUCUGGAGGAUUUGGCUACCAUCAUUCAACUAAUGAAUACAAGGUCGUUAGAAUUUUAAGCAGAAGAAGCACCUCUGUGAAACGACAGGUCCAAGUAUAUACUCUUGGUGGUACUAGUGAUCAUGGAUGGAGAAACAAAGAUGAUAUUAGGUAUGUAUUUUCCCGUCGAGGGGGCAUCUUUGUGAAUGGAGAAAUUUAUUGGUUGUCUUAUGACAGCACAAUUGUGGCCUUCAAUAUAGCUGACGAAAAAUUUCAUGAAGUUAUCAGUUUGCCACCUUCUAUAACGGAUGAUUUCGGCCUUCCCCUUUUUGAAGUGGACGGAUGCUUGUGUGUUGUAGAAUAUUUGAGGGAUGAUAAGAAAAAUGACGUGUGGUUGUUAAGAAAGAGAACUGGUAAUGAUUUGAGCGGGAAAGAAUUCCAUACUUUGAGUUGGAGGAAGGAGUUCAGUAUCUCAACUAGUAUGUUCAUUUUUCCACUCUCUAUUACAAAAGGCGGUGGACUCUUGAUCUGGCAAGAUGGUGAGUGUCUUUGUUAUGAUCCAAAACAUGGGAUUGCGCAACACAUUGGACACAGUAAUAACGAAUACAUAUUUGAGGUAAUUCCACAUACAAACAGUUUAGUUUCGUUGAAAGCUCUAGUUGAUGAAAGGCCUGACAGGAUAAGAAGAGAAUAA
Messenger RNA from Papaver somniferum (opium poppy), 1152 nucleotides. Its product is annotated as F-box protein At3g07870-like. Bases 1 to 1152 code for a protein of 383 amino acids. The transcript has a single exon. Gene Ontology annotation, molecular function: protein binding. Lineage: Eukaryota; Viridiplantae; Streptophyta; Magnoliopsida; Ranunculales; Papaveraceae. The record is from RefSeq and is a predicted model, not a curated record.